Molecule: messenger RNA, 1794 nt
Organism: Spodoptera litura
Lineage: Eukaryota; Metazoa; Arthropoda; Insecta; Lepidoptera; Noctuidae
Gene: Hydr1
Product: abhydrolase domain containing Hydr1
Biological process (GO): medium-chain fatty acid biosynthetic process; medium-chain fatty acid catabolic process
Molecular function (GO): monoacylglycerol lipase activity; acetylesterase activity
Source: RefSeq, a predicted model, not a curated record
CUGUCAUUUGUGUCCACUGUCCAAAUGUAUCAAUACCAUAAAAACAGAGUUUAAGUGGAACUAUAAUUUUUAUUUUAUUUUAUAUUUAUUUUACAUUGUCUUACAGAAAUCAUGUUAGGUAUUUUCAUGUACAUAUUUGAGUUAAAAAAAGAGUUACUAGUUGGUUUUUCGUUAUCAAUAUUGUAUAUAACCUAUUAUCUAGUGGAAGUGGUCAAGAAGCCUAUACUGAUAUGUCAAGAAGGAGAUUUUCGUCAGUUCCUAGAAGAGAAUGUGCCACUACUCAGUGAGCACUAUUGGCCAACACCAUGGUGUGUUGAGUCACGACUGCAGACUGUUCUUGGGUCUUUAUUGCGGUCUCGCCUCUUGCCACCUGUAAAAUAUCACCGAGAGGUGCUGCAAUUGUCUGAUGGUGGGCAAGUCGCACUGGACUGGGUACGGCACGAGGCGGGGCCCGCGCGCGCUGUCCUACUAGUGCUGCCGGGCCUCACGGGUAGCGCCGACGCAGAUUACGUGCGCUGCCUGGCCGCCGCCGCGUCUGCUCUGCGGGCACACUGCGUUGUCUUCAACAACCGCGGCCUGGGCGGCCUACCGCUGACUACGCCACGCCUGUACUGUGCCGUCAGCCACUCCGACCUGGCCGAAGUGGUGCGUGCCGUGCGCUCUGCUGCCGGAGACGUUCCGCUGCUGGCGGCGGGCGUGUCGCUGGGCGGCCUCAUCCUGGGUCACUACCUGGCCGAGCACGGCGAACGGGCCGGCGUGCACGCGGCACUGGCGGUGUCGUCCCCGCUCGACGUGGAGAAGGGCUCGGAGUCCAUGGAGCGUGCCCCGCUGAACGCGUUGCUAUCAUACCACAUGGCGCGCAACCUGCGUCGCACGUUACACGCGCACGAGCGCCUGCGCGCCGCGCCCUGUGACUGGAGCGGAGUGGAUCGCGCGCGCUCCGUGAGGGAGUUCGAUGCGGCCUUCACGACAAAACACUUCGGUUUCGGGUCAGUGGACGCGUACUAUCGCGCCGCCACCCUGCGCGACAAGCUGGCGGCGGUGCGCGUGCCGCUACUGUGCCUGUGCGCAGCGGACGACCCGUUCCAGCCGCUGGGCGCCAUCCCCGUGGCCGAGGCGGAGGCAGCGCGCAGCGUGGCGCUACUGGUGACGGCGCGUGGCGGGCACAUCGGGUUCCUGGAGGGCUGGUGGCCGGCGCGGGGUGCCUGCGACCAGUAUAUCGCGCGGCUGGCGGUGCAGUACUUCGCGGGUCUGCUGCAGCGUCGCGAGCUGCUGCAUGCCGCUCCCGACUGCUGACGGCCCGCGCGGGGCUAGCCUGGGCCCCGACUGCAGACGGUUCGGGGCUGGCCCCGACCUGACGUCACUCUACGCACACUAUGUGCGUUGUGAGCUUUGCCUUAAUAAUUUUUAACAAAGACUUACUUUGUUAAGACUCACGCAAAUAUUUGUGUAAAAGCGUAGCUUUUUACACUGACAGCUACAUAUCGUAAGUUAAUUUAGUACACUGUGAUUUACUAACCAUAGCAUAUUUUUAAUUUAAUAUAGUUGUAUGGGAUUACUAAGGUUGCAUAAUAAUUACUAAUGACAACGACAAACGCGCGCGUUGUAACGUUAUCUAAUUUUACGCACGAUUUAGACGAAUCUUCUUCGUGUUUAUGGGCCUUAAUAGUUGUUAGUACAUCCGUCGAGAGCGAUGCGUUCGAGAGAUAUAGUAUUAUUAUACAUGUUACAUUUGUUGCAUUUCAGAUAAUUUAUAUUAAUUAUUAUAUUAUUAUUUAAGCAAUUGGUGUUGUU